GGUCACCAGGCACGGCCCACCUGGACCACGACCAUGGUGUAGGUGUUUGAAUAGGACAGCAACUGUUAGAACGGUGGAAAGAUGAAUGGUUUCAGACAUGCCACCGUGAUAACACUGAGAACAUGUAGGCAUAGGCAUAGUCGUAUUGCACUGCCACUGCAACGUUACGUACGAAUGUGUGCUAAAAACAUAACAAGCAUUGCGGUCUUUCCGCCGUCGAGUUUCAUAGACGACACUGUGUCCGUCGUAGUCAGUGGUUUGGCACCGAACACUCGCGUUAGCUUACGGUCAAGUGUGCAGGAUAGAGACAAGGUUUUCCAAGCCGUGGGUCAUUUUGAGGCUGAUCGGGAUGGUAAAGUGGACCUUAACGCCCAGCAAUCACUGGGUGGUAGCUACACAGGUUUGGAACCCAUGGGGUUGUUUUGGAGCCUCGGCCCUGCACCAGGCCAAAAGAGGGGUAUUCGCUUCGCAAAGCAAGACCUCAAGGAACCUGUCGAAAUCACCUUUGCCGUGUACAAUGAGCAUUUGGAGUUGCCGUUGCUCAUCACAGCACAACCACUGGUCGUCACUCAAACACGGAGAUGGUACAUGAAGGAGAGUGAAGUGGACAGAAUCAAGAUACACUCAGGGAAGAUCCGAGGAAUUCUCUAUAAACCAAAAGGACCAGGUCCAUUUCCAGCCGUGAUCGAUAUGUUUGGUCUAGCAGGUGGAAUCAUUGAAUACCGGGCAGCUAUGCUGGCUUCCAAGGGAAUCGUCGCCCUUUCUCUUCCCUACUGUGGUUACGAGGACCUGCCUCGGACUUAUGAUCGUCUGGAGUUUGAAUAUUUUGAGGAGGCAACUGCCUGGCUAUCCUCGCAAUCCUUUGUGCCUCCCAAUGCUAUAGGUAUAGUAGGCACAUCCUUUGGAGGCAGCGUGGGUCUUGAAAUGGCGGCAAGACUUCCCCAGAUAAAGGCGGUUGUUGCUAUUUCAAGCCUUCCAUACAUUUUAACUCACAUGACGUACCGUGGGGGAAAGGUGCCUUCUUCGCAUCCACCAACCGACGAUGCACAGAAAGGCUACGUGACCAAGGAAGGUUUUGUGAUGAAAGACAUCUUUAAGGAGGACACUUAUAACUUACCAGACGAGGAACUGAUCGAUAUGCAGAACUCGGGGGCACGUUUCCUUUUAGCCAUUGGGGAGGACGAUCAAAAUAUCCCAGCUGUAGAGGGCGCCAGACGGAUGGUCCAGAAGAUGCAGUCUCACAACCAGACUAACUACGAGUUGCUGAGCUACAAGGGGGCGGGGCAUCUUCUGGAACCCCCUUUCCAACCUCUGAGCAGAGGAUUCUAUAAUGCUCCACUGAACCACGUGCUGGAUUUCGGUGGAGAGAUGAAAGCACACGCUCAUGCCUGUCAGGAUGUUUGGUCUAAGACUCUUUCCUUCUUGCGAAGACACCUGAAUGACCACUGAAGGAGACGGACAUCAACUAACAUCAUCGUCAAGAAUUAGCAAGCUUUAAGUUCUGGUGAAUUUAAACGUCACAAAUCUGCAGGACUGGUGACAUCAUUAUAUUUAAAAGUUGCUCUCUUUAUGAUUUUCCUAUUUUGAGCGUUAGCAAUCCUAUGAAAGAGGCUUUUAAUUUCAGUUGCUUUUGCUUCUGACAAAAAAAGAUGCCCUAAUAUUUUUGGCGGAUCAUGCCCCCUUUAAAACAUCUUUUGUUGCAGCAUAUUUCUUUACAGAUAAUUGGUUUUCUGAAUCAUCCCGAUAAUAACAAAAUUUGGUCCAAACAACUAAAGAAUACCUAAAAAAGUACUUAAAGAAUAUAAAAAUCCAAGAUAAUAGAUAUGACAAUUAUUUUUUAGGUCAAUUUAUGUUUAAGUGCGUUUCUUUUGUAUGAAUGGCUUUUUAGAUAUUAACAUUAUUUUGUUUUUAUGUUGAAUGAAUCAAUAAUGAAACAAUCAUGUGUUUCUUUCAAACGUUUGGCCAAAUGUGGUAGUAAAAAGUUCUUGGGUUGUCGAUUUUGCCCCGAAAAUUUUAGGUUGGUCAAUACCCAAAAACCAGAAUUCUGUUUUGGUGUAAACAACAAUCAGUAAUAGUCCUCCAAAACAUUUUCUUUAAAAACUGCUGUUAGAAACAUUUAUGGUUGGAAUCAUAACUGAAAUAAAUCAUUUGAAAUAAAGUAUUA
Messenger RNA from Patiria miniata (bat star), 2164 nucleotides. Its product is annotated as acyl-coenzyme A amino acid N-acyltransferase 1-like. The transcript has 8 exons. Bases 82 to 1449 code for a protein of 455 amino acids. Lineage: Eukaryota; Metazoa; Echinodermata; Asteroidea; Valvatida; Asterinidae. Gene Ontology annotation, molecular function: fatty acyl-CoA hydrolase activity. The record is from RefSeq and is a predicted model, not a curated record. Gene Ontology annotation, biological process: fatty acid metabolic process; acyl-CoA metabolic process.